AAUUGUACUUGUCUCCCUCAAUUAUUUUGCUAUAUAUAUGAAGCAGAAGCCAACCACUAAAAUUCAGAACAAAUUGUGCAUAUUAUCUCCUUCUCCUAUAGUCUUCUAUUGUGUUAUCUUACAAAAAAAAAAUAAAAUGGAAUCAAACACAAAAAACUCUAUGCAUAUUAGGUGCAACAGUUUACCUUCUGCACCUCACCCUCUUGUACCACAAUUCCAUGAAAAUUUGCAAAGAUUGAAGGAUUCUGAAGCCACAUCCACUUCUUCAAUAAGCCACAAACUAAGUGGCUUGAUGGAUUUGCAUGAUUGUGCUGAUAAGUUGCUGCAAUUGUCAACUACACAACAAACAUUGACACUUGAAUGCGGUGAAAAAUCGGUUGAUGAUUUAUUAGAAGGAUCUUUGAGGCUUCUUGAUAUUUGUAGCACAGCACAAGAUUGCUUAUUGAGAUCAAAAGAAAACAUGCAUGUGGUUCAAUCAGUUAUUAGAAGGAAAAGUGUUGCUGGAGUUGAAUUCACUGUUGAAGGUGAAAAAUACUUAACAUCAAGGAAAAUGAUUAAAAAGGAAAUUCAAAAGGUAUUAAGAAAUUUGAAAGGAAUGAAAAAUGAGUUGAUUGCUUGUUCCUCAAGCAAAGAUAAUGAAAAUUCUUCUAUCUUUGUCAUGUUAAAAGAAGCAGAAGCAGUUACUGUGAGAUCCUUAGAAUCUAUGUUGUUGUUUGUAUCUGAUUCCAAGGGACAAUCAAAGAAAAGUAUAUGGUCAACAAUGUCUAAGAUGAUGCAGCCAACAAGAGUAUCUUGUGAUUAUUCUCAAGAAUCAGAUUCAAAUGAAUUUGUAAAGGUGGAUGCAACUUUGCAAUCUCUCAUAAGUCACAAGGUGUUAUCUGUUGAGAAUAUUCAUAGCCAUAUGGAAAAUUUGGAGAUUUGUAUUGAAGAUUUAGAAGGAGGUGUUGAGCAACUUUCAAGGCAACUCAUUAGAACAAGAGUUUCCCUUCUUAACAUCUUUAGCCAAUAGUUUUAGACUCACAAAUUCAAUUUUGAUCUCAUCUCAAAGAUGUACAUAAAUGUAAUUAAAACUUGUUCUGUUACUGAAUAUACAAUAUUAUACACAAGGAUC
Molecule: messenger RNA, 1111 nt
Organism: Cicer arietinum (chickpea)
Lineage: Eukaryota; Viridiplantae; Streptophyta; Magnoliopsida; Fabales; Fabaceae
Biological process (GO): root development; shoot system development
Source: RefSeq, a predicted model, not a curated record